AGGGCGGCGGGACCCGGCGGGGGGGGAGCCGAGGCGAGGAGGCGGCGGCAGCAACGUGCGGCCGGGCCGGGCCGGGCCGGGCCGGGCACGGGGGAGCGGCGGUGGGGCCGGGAGAGGAGAGGCCGCCCCGGGGGGACAAUGGAGCUUCGCCCCUGACCGCGGAAGCCGAGCCGGGGAAGGCGCCGGUGUGUGUCGGAGGGGGAGAGCCGCUGCUAACAGGUGUCCGCCCUUGUCUCGGCGCAGGUCGGCGGCUGGCGCUGCGGACGCGUUCCGGCCUGCUAACGGGUCUGUUUUCAAGACGUUUUAGCCAUGACUAAGAGAGAUGCAGAAGAGCUGAUAGAAAUAGAAAUUGAUGGAACUGAGAAACAGGAAUGCACUGAAGAAAGCAUCGUUGAGCAAACCUACACCACAGCAGAAUUUGUGAGUCAAGCUAUUGAUAUCAAUGAACCAAUUGGAAAUCUUAAGAAGUUGUUGGAACCCAGGUUGCAGUGUUCCUUGGAUGCACAUGAAAUUUGCCUGCAAGAUAUCCAGCUGGACCCAGAUCGAAGCCUUUUUGACCAAGGAGUAAAAACAGAUGGAACGGUACAGCUCAGUGUGCAAGUAAUAUCUAGGCAAGGGAUAGAGCCCAAGUUAAACAUCCUUGAAAUUGUGAAGCCUGUGGAAACUGUGGAGGUAGUGAUUGAUCCAGAUGCUCAUCAUGCAGAGGCUGAAGCUCACCUUGUUGAGGAAGCUCAAGUGAUAACCUUAGAUGGAACAAAACACAUCACAACAAUUUCAGAUGAGACGUCCGAACAGGUGACACGAUGGGCCGCAGCACUGGAAGGCUACAGAAAGGAGCAGGAGCACCUUGGGAUACCCUAUGACCCUGUGCAGUGGUCAACAGACCAGGUGCUCCACUGGGUGGUGUGGGUGAUGAAGGAGUUCAGCAUGUCAGACAUUGACCUUAAUGCACUCAGCAUUCCUGGGCGUGAACUCUGCAGCCUCACUCAAGAGGACUUCUUCCAGCGAGUCCCACGUGGAGAAAUUCUCUGGAGUCAUUUGGAACUUCUUCGAAAGUAUGUGUUGGCUAGCCAAGAACACUCUGGAGAAAUAGCAACCGUUACUAUUGAUCAGCCUGUGCAGAUUAUUCCAGCAUCUGUACAGCCUGCAACCCCGACCACCAUUAAAGUAAUAAACAGCAGUGCAAAGGCAGCUAAAGUACAGAGAGCUCCAAGGAUCUCUGGGGAAGAUAGAAGUUCCCCUGGGAACAGAACAGGAAACAAUGGCCAGAUCCAGUUGUGGCAGUUUUUAUUAGAACUUCUCACUGACAAGGAUGCUCGGGACUGUAUUUCUUGGGUUGGUGAUGAAGGAGAGUUUAAAUUGAACCAACCUGAACUGGUUGCACAAAAAUGGGGUCAGCGCAAAAACAAACCCACAAUGAACUAUGAGAAGCUUAGUCGGGCUUUGAGAUAUUACUAUGAUGGAGACAUGAUCUGCAAAGUGCAAGGCAAGAGGUUUGUCUACAAAUUUGUCUGCGACUUGAAAACUCUCAUUGGAUACAGCGCAGCAGAGUUGAAUCGGUUGGUAACAGAAUGUGAGCAAAAGAAACUGGCCAAGAUGCAGCUUCACGGCAUUGCUCAGCCAGUUACAGCAGUAGCACUAGCUACAGCAUCCCUGCAAACAGAGAAAGAUAAUUAAGCACUAGGACCUAAAAGUGGGAGCCUGAGGCCUUUCCUGUAUAACCAGAGCAGUUGCUCUUAGUUUUAUCAGAAUUUGAAGCUUCUUCUGUUUCUUCACAGUACAAUACAGUGCAUGAUUUUCUACAAAGAACUGGGAUUGCCAUAAAUUUGGAUCUUUUAACAGCAUAUGUUUCAGUGUAAGUUAAGGGAUCAUUGCAGCUUCUGCAACUUUGAGUCAGGGCCUCUGUGGUAUACAGUCUGAAAUUGGGGAGAGAAGUCGAACUGGUCAGUGUUCUGUGCCCACAGCUCUACGAAAUAUUUUUUGCAGUGCUUUUAACAAAAAUGAAGUACAUACAGUAAGCAGGCUGAUCAGUUUGUCUGGAUUCAGUUCUUUCCAGUCUUUUGUUCUCUGCUGAACUACUAAAUGGAAUUUGAUGCUUUCAAAGUUAAACAUGUUCAUUAUUCUCAUUUAAUCAAGCAGAGUUGAAAGACAUAUUAAACAUUACAAAGCAUUAGGUUCUUAAAAUGACUUCCGUGUUUAUAAGCAAAGCAAACUAAGACUAGACCGAACUGAAGAUCUGUGCUGAAGAAGGAGAUCCAGGUUUAGAUCUGGCUUAGGUGAAAAGCCAAUUAUGAGUAUUCGUUGUAAUAUGUAGAUAAUAUGCGUAUAUGAGGGCAAGUACUUACCUGUUUUGAAAGACAUUGUUGAUGCUAGACAUUUAACAAAAAAACAACUCCCCCCCCCCCCCCCCCCAUCAGGUGAUUCAAAAACUUGAAAAAAUAUCCCUUGCCCAAAGAGUAGUUUGCUUUGGUGGUUUUUUUUUAAUGCUCUGUUCUGCAAGGUGCUUAUACCUGCAUGGUAGUCAACCUUAGUAACUGAAGACCUAAGUUAAUCACAGUCAGUAGUCCCUUCCUGUUUAGAAACAAAAUGCAAAUUGGAAAUAGUUUUAAAGAGAACUGAAGUUCGAUUUCCAAAUUAUUGUACAGUCUGACAUAUAUAGAAAUACAAAGAUGUGUAACUUUUAUUUAAAAUUAAUUUCUUUCUGAACUUCAAAUGAUGUUUUUGAAGCUUCAUAAGCCAAAUGCAUGCUCCAGAGCUGGGUGCAAUUCGAAGUCUGGAUGAUGAAUAGAAAUAGUUGGAAUGUAAUCUGAAUUCUGAGACACUAGUAUAGAGAGUAGUUCAUGCAAAUGUGCAGUAAAAAGUAGGCUGCAAUGUUUGAGCUUCUAUACUGAUGCCGAUUGGACUUUCUUUUGAUGUCUGAAAAUAGCAUGGUUUUGUUUUGGUUUUGCCCCUUCAUGUUAUUAAACAGUGUAAAUAUUUACAUCACAAGGCAUAUUUUGCAACUUUUCAUAAUUGACGCCCCCCCCCCCCCCUUCCCAACACUUCACAGUUAAUUAAAAUGAAAAUGGUUAAGGGAAAGCCUUUAAUUCUGUGAGAGUGAGCUACCCUUAAACCUUAAAUCAAAAGUGCUUGUACAGAGAGUUUCUAAACAUAAAAUUUCUUUAUACUGAGUAGUGAGAGCACUGGGCUGUUGCUCUUGAUCUGAAAAGGAAUGGUCAUGCUUGCAGUCAGAAGGCAGGAAAUACAGAAUACUCUUCUUUAUGGUUAUUUUAAAAAUGUAUUGAGGACAGACUUGUUUUGUUUUAUAGGUGGAUGUUCAUCUGCAGAUAGCUUUUGAUACGUUAGAAAUCUUGCAUGCAUUUCUAGUCUACUUUUUUCGUUACCUCCACAGUUAUAACAUUUUCUUGACAAUAACAUUUUCUUGACAGAUUCUUUCAAUAACUCUUAAUAUUGUUUUCUUUCUUGGGUGCUUAAAGCACUCCAUCUGCUAAGCAUGUUGGCUUUUUUUUUUUAAUAGUUUUUUUAAACCCUGAGCAAAGUAUGUGUCUGUCACAAGAGGUCAAUUGUCAAUCCACUUCUUACUGUUAAAAUAGUCUAAUUCCACCAGUUGGCAAGUGUUUGAGGUGACUUGCGCAAAUAGAUGUAGAUUUGCUUACUAAUAAUAAGAUAAAGCUGAUAGUUCAGUGGCAGCAAUGAUGUAUAUAACACUGCUCCAUUACUAAACAAAAGUCCAAAACAAGUAACUAGUUAUAUUUAGCAGAGUUCAUGAAAGGCCUUUUAAAGUUAAAAUACAGUACAAAAAGAAGAGCUUAAAAUAUUUUUACUAAAUAGAACUGGACUGCAGUAGGAUAAACUGAUAGCAAAGUUGAAAUGUAAUAUCAAUACUUUAUCCCCCUGAAUGUUCUUAUUACAUGAUAAGCCCUCUAGGGAGAAGUUCUGAUAUCACACUUUCUUUGUAAAUACAUCUGAUUAUUAUUUUGAAGCUUUUCAGUGGGUAUGAUACAGUCCUUUGGUUCUUUAUUGUGGGAUCAUCUGCUUUUCCACCUUGUUCUAAUUGGUAAAGAAGAAAUCUUUUAAACAAUUAUAAAAUCAGUCACAUUUUCUGCAGCUGAGGGAAAAACCUGUGACUAACUUGAUGUCUUCAAUGAAAUAAAAGAUGUAGGAUAUAUUGUCAAGAGUUGUUCUGUUGCUGCCAGAAGGAAAACACAGAAAGAAUAUUCCCAUUUUUUUGUAAAACAGAAGGUUUUUUGCAUACUUUUUACUCUUUAAAUAAAGACACUUAUACUCUGCUAAAA
Molecule: messenger RNA, 4295 nt
Organism: Cygnus atratus (black swan)
Lineage: Eukaryota; Metazoa; Chordata; Aves; Anseriformes; Anatidae
Gene: GABPA
Product: GA binding protein transcription factor subunit alpha
Exons: 11
Coding region: 310-1677 (455 amino acids)
Biological process (GO): regulation of transcription by RNA polymerase II; cell differentiation
Cellular component (GO): nucleus
Molecular function (GO): sequence-specific DNA binding; DNA-binding transcription factor activity, RNA polymerase II-specific
Source: RefSeq, a predicted model, not a curated record